CAAUUGUCAGGUGGACAGGGGGUCUAUUUUAGCGAGCCAUUCACAUGAGACUUUGAAUCCAUAAAUCUUUCACUAAUAACCAUAAAGUGCUUUUUCUUUUCCUGACUCACCACUGUGACUGCCCUCGCUGAUUUCUUCUCACCUUCAAGGUUCUGUAAGCUGCAGAUAUGUCUGAGGGCCCGAGAAAGCCAAAAUAUUCAGCAACACGCAGACUGCAUUUGAAGUCCAAACUUCUGAAGAAGGCAGCUUCUAUGCUGGUGGCUGAAAGUGAAGAGAAGAAACACGAGAAGGAAAGAGCUGUGAAUGCGUGCUUCCCUCCGCUGAAGCUGUCAGGUUUGUCAGUCCAGGAACUCCAGGAUCUUUGCAAAGAACUACAUCGUAAGAUUGAUGUUGUAGAUGAAGCACGUUAUGAUAUGGAGGUUAAGGUAGACAAAAAUGCAAAAGAGAUCCAGUCACUGAAUCAGAAGAUCACUGAGCUCAAGGGGGUAAAGAGGCCAAACUUGAAGAGGGUAAAGAAAACUACAGACGACAUGUUGGGUGCAUGCACCGACACCACCAAACUCAUGAAGGCUGAUUUCAAAGUCAACCUUAAGACAGUGAAGAAGGAGGAUGAAAAGAGGGAAGAAGUGACUGACUGGCGUAAGAACGUGGAGGCCAUGUCUGGUAUGGAGGGCAGGAAGAAGUUGUUUAAUGCCGGACAAUAAGAAGAAUCAUUGGCCAAAUUCUAGAGGGUUUCCAUUACAGGAUGAAAUAAAACUGUUUUUUUAAAGAAUGAUGUCAACUACAGGCACUUGUGAAAGAUAUAGAAUAAAUGCACUUUUUACAUUAUACUGUAUUAAAAUAGUUUUAAUCUUGCUUUAAUGUAAACUUGUAUGUAAAAAAUAGCAUUGUAUGCCAUGUAUGUAAUAAUAUAAACUGUAUAGUGUACAAUUCCCUUUGCAUAUUGAAAUUGUGCUUAAGAAAAGGCUGUGCAGUAUUUAUAUUAUACAGUUGAUGGUGCUGUCCCCACUAUCUGUAAUACAUGUGAUGCUGAUUAAACAACCGUGAUGACCUUU
Molecule: messenger RNA, 1055 nt
Organism: Siniperca chuatsi (mandarin fish)
Lineage: Eukaryota; Metazoa; Chordata; Actinopteri; Centrarchiformes; Sinipercidae
Product: troponin I, cardiac muscle-like
Exons: 9
Coding region: 168-704 (178 amino acids)
Biological process (GO): muscle contraction
Cellular component (GO): troponin complex
Source: RefSeq, a predicted model, not a curated record